GAGGCAGAAGCGUCCUCUCUGCUGUCAGAGCGCCCGAAGAUUUUGCCUUCUGGCCGGUCCCGUCGUCUCCUGCCUCAGCCUUUCAUCCCAGCGGGACCAUCGCACCUUCCUUAGUGCCGCUCACCUUCCCGCCUUCUUUGACCGCGGCGAAACCAAGGAAGAUCCCCGGGCCCCUCGCUCCAUCUAGCGCGCGCUCCAGACCAGAGGAGCGCAUCUGGCCGCCUUCUCAUGGCUUCCCUUGCGCGCGCUUUGCUACUCCUGCGCCAGGGGGGCGGGCUGGCCGCGGCGUGCCUUAGGUAGAGAGGCGUGUGGGAGUGCCCCAAGAGGCGGGAAAGCAACCCGGCCACGGCCAGGCCCAGCCGUUAAGCCGCGACUCGCGCUCGUGUGUGUGUUCCGUGUUGUGCAUGUCCGGCCUCUCCUCGACACCGCGCCCGGCGCCCCUCCACCAUGUCCUUGGCUUUCUGUGGCAGCGAGAACAACUCGGUUGCCUACAAGGUGAACAAUGGGGUGCUCAACAACGGCUGCUUCGUGGACGCGCUCAACGUGGUGCCGCACGUUUUCCUGCUUUUCAUCACCUUCCCCAUCCUCUUCAUUGGAUGGGGAAGUCAAAGCUCCAAAGUUCAUAUCCAUCACAGCACUUGGCUUCAUUUUCCUGGACAUAAUUUACGCUGGAUUUUGACUUUCGUUCUUCUGUUUGUGCUGGUAUGUGAAAUAGCUGAAGGGAUAGUGUCAGAUGGGGUUUCAAAAUCUCGUCAUUUACACCUGUAUAUGCCACCUGGAAUGGCAUUCUUAGCAGCCAUCACAUCAAUUGUUUACUAUCACAACAUUGAAACAUCAAAUUUUCCAAAGUUAUUAAUAGCCUUGCUAGUCUACUGGACUUUAGCUUUUAUAACCAAAACUAUCAAAUUUGUAAAGUUUUGUGAUAAUAAUAUUGGACCCCUCCAGCUUCGAUUCUGCCUCACAGGACUCUUAGUAAUUCUUUAUGGAAUGUUGCUACUUGUAGAAAUUAAUGUGAUCAGAGUGAGGAGAUAUGUUUUCUUCAAAAAGCCUAAGGAAGUUAAGCCCCCUGAGGACCUUCAGGAUCUUGGAGUCAGAUUCCUGCAACCUUUUGUGAAUCUGCUGUCCAAAGGAACAUAUUGGUGGAUGAAUACAUUCAUUAAAACAGCCCACAAGAAACCAAUAGACUUGAAAGCCAUAGGAAAGCUGCCUAUUGCCAUGAGAGCUUUGACAAAUUACAUGCACCUUAAUGAGGCCUUUGAAGCACAAAAGAAUAAAAACACUCUACAUCCACAAGGAUCCAAGUCUAUCUGGUGUGCCCUCUGUUUUGCCUUUGGAAGACCUUUAAUCCUAAGCAGCACUUUCCGUAUUCUGGCAGAUUUGCUUGGAUUUGCUGGUCCACUUUGUAUCUCCGGAAUUGUUCACCAUGUUGGAAAAGGGAACAACACCUUCCGCCCCCAGACUGAAAUACUUGGUGUCUCCUUCAUUUCAUCUCAAGAAUUCCUGGCCAAUGCUUAUGUGUUAGCAGUCCUCCUUUUCUUUGCCCUUCUGUUGCAAAGAACAUUUCUUCAAGCAUCAUACUAUGUUGCCAUUGAAACAGGAAUUAACCUGAGAGGAGCAAUACAGACUAAAAUUUACAAUAAGAUCAUGCGGCUUUCAACUUCCAACAUGUCCAUGGGGGAAAUGACUGCAGGUCAGAUCUGUAACCUGGUUGCUAUAGACACAAACCAGCUGAUGUGGUUCUUUUUUCUGUGCCCUAACCUUUGGGCUAUGCCAGUACAGAUUAUUGUAGGAGUCCUCCUAUUGUACUACCUGCUCGGAAUCAGUGCCCUAAUUGGAGCUGCAGUAAUCAUAGUGCUUGCACCUGUACAGUACUUUGUCGCCACAAAGCUUUCACAAGCUCAAAGAAGCACAUUGGAAUAUUCCAAUGAGAGGCUGAAGAAAACAAAUGAAAUGCUUCGAGGCAUAAAACUCCUUAAGCUCUAUGCCUGGGAACACAUCUUUCACAGCAGUGUGGAGGAAACCCGGCAAAAAGAAAUGACUAGCCUCAAGGCUUUUGCUCUCUAUACCUCCAUAUCAAUUUUCAUGAAUGCAGCAAUACCUAUUGCAGCUGUUCUUAUAACAUUUGUGGUCCAUGCCCACAUAUUUGAAAAUGCUGACUUUUCUCCUUCGGUGGCCUUUGCUUCAAUCUCCCUCUUCCACAUCCUUGUCACACCCCUGUUCCUGCUCUCCAGUGUAGUUAGAUCCACAGUCAAAGCUCUUGUAAGCGUUCAAAAGUUAAGUGAAUUUCUCUCAAGUGAAGAAAUUGGAGAGGAGCAUGACAAAUGUUCAGAGCCAAGAUGCAAUGACAACCACAGCAAAUACCAGGUCCUUCCCCUCAAAGUUGUUAACCGUAAGAGGCCUGCCAGAGAAGACUGGAACAAUUACAGCUCUCCUUUAAGAAGACCUGUUAGCAGCACAGAAGCAGAUGAUUAUUGUGUAAAGGUCACAAAUGGAUUUUUCACUUGGACGCCCGAAAGUACUCCAACAUUAUCCAGCAUUGAUAUUCGAAUCCCUCAAGGUCAGUUAACAAUGAUUGUGGGACAAGUGGGCUGUGGUAAGUCAUCCCUCUUGCUAGGGAUACUUGGGGAGAUGCAGAAGGUAUCUGGGAAUGUAAUCUGGAACAGCAGUAUUCCUGACAGUGAGACAGGGAAAGAUAUCAGCCCAGAAAGAGAAACAGCUGUUGAUACUGAAACCAGGAAAAGAGGAUCAGUGGCAUAUGCUUCCCAGAAACCAUGGUUGCUAAAUGCUACUGUAGAAGAGAAUAUCACUUUUGAAAGCCCCUUCAAUACACAAAGGUACAAAGCAGUAAUUGAUGCUUGCUCUCUUCAGCCUGAUAUUGACAUACUUCCUCAUGGAGACCAAACCCAGAUUGGAGAGAGGGGGAUUAAUCUUUCUGGAGGUCAGCGCCAGCGGAUCAGUGUGGCAAGAGCUCUUUACCAACAGACAAAUGUUUUGUUCCUGGAUGAUCCUUUUUCUGCACUGGAUAUUCACUUGAGUGAUCACCUCAUGCAAGAAGGAAUCCUGAAUAUGCUAAGAGAUGACAAGAAGACUGUUGUUCUGGUAACCCACAAACUACAAUAUCUGCCCCAUGCUGACUGGAUUAUUGCAAUGAAAGAUGGAACUAUUCAAAGAGAAGGCACACUCAAAGAUAUUCAGAAAUCAGAAUCUGAGCUGUUUGAACACUGGAAAACACUCAUGAAUCGACAGGACCAAGACCUGGAAAAGGAGACCUUAAUUGAACGAAAACAUGUGUUAGACAGGAAGAACAUCCAAACAACAAUGCAUUCUCGAGAAGCUCUUUUCCAAGAGGAUGAAGAGGAUGAAGAUGAAAUACCAGAAAGUGAUGACGAUGAUGAUAACCUAUCUUCUGUCCUUCAUCAAAGAGCAAAGAUGCCUUGGCGAGCAUGUGGGAAGUAUCUUACCUCAGCAGGAUUCCUCCUCUUGCCUUUGCUCAUCCUUUCACAGCUCCUAAAACAUUCCAUUAUGGUGUUCAUUGACUUCUGGCUAGCCCAGUGGACAUCUGAUGCCAUUUCUUCCAAGGUGGGAAAUAACUGCUCUUUUUGUGAGGCAUCCAAAUUUAAUCAUUUCCCUUACACAAGAAUAUUCAGCAUUCUCUGCUGCCUUGGAAUUAUAUUAUGUCUUGUAACAUCGAUAGCAGUAGAGUGGACUGGUUUAAAGGUCGCCAAGAAACUACAUUGUUUUCUGCUGAACAAAAUCAUUUUGGCCCCAAUGAGGUUUUUUGAAACAACACCACUGGGAAGUAUCUUGAACAGAUUUUCAGCUGAUUGUAACACCAUUGACCAGCACAUUCCUGCUACCCUGGAGUGCUUAAGUCGUUCUACACUGCUCUGUUUAUCAGCUCUUGCUGUGAUUUCGUAUGUUACACCUGUGUUUCUCAUAGCUCUAGUUCCUCUUGCCGUCAUAUGCUAUUUUAUCCAGAAAUACUUUAGAGUAGCAUCAAGGGAUCUGCAGCAAUUGGAUGACAGUACACAGCUCCCAUUACUUUCUCACUUUUCAGAGACGGUUGAAGGUCUAACAACUAUACGAGCAUUCAGGUAUGAAUCCAGGUUUAAACAGAAGCUUCUUGAAUAUACGGAUUCCAACAACAUCGCUUCCCUUUUCCUUACAGCUGCCAAUCGCUGGCUGGAAGUUCGGAUGGAAUAUAUUGGGGCAUGUGUGGUGCUCAUUGCAGCUGUUGCUUCAAUUACAAAUUCUCUAUACAAUAAUCUCUCUUCGGGUCUUGUAGGCUUGGGACUAACCUAUGCUCUGAUGGUAUCUAACUAUUUAAAUUGGAUGGUUCGCAACCUGGCUGAUAUGGAACUCCAGCUUGGAGCGGUGAAAAGACUCAAUGGCCUCAUAAAAACAGAGGCUGAAAAUUAUAAAGGGCUGCUGUCUCCAGCGCAGAUUCCUCAGAACUGGCCCGACCAGGGGGAGAUUCAAAUACAGAAUCUGAGUGUCCGCUAUGACACUACUCUGAAGCCUGUGCUAAAGCAUGUCAAUGCCCACAUCUCUCCGGGACAAAAGAUUGGAAUAUGUGGCCGAACAGGCAGCGGAAAAUCAUCUUUUUCUCUUGCCUUUUUCAGAAUGGUUGACACCUUUGAAGGAAGGAUCGUUAUAGAUGGCAUAGACAUUGCCAAGCUUCCCUUACAAACACUGAGAUCCAGGCUGUCAAUCAUUCUCCAAGACCCUAUUUUGUUCAGCGGCACAAUCCGAUUUAACUUGGAUCCAGAAAAAAAAUGCACAGACAGCAUGCUGUGGGAAGCUUUAGAAAUCGCACAACUGAAGCACGUAGUGAAAACUUUACCUGGGGGUCUAGAUGCUAUUGUCACCGAAGGUGGAGAAAAUUUCAGCCAAGGGCAAGGACAACUGUUCUGCUUAGCAAGGGCAUUUGUACGGAAAACAAGUAUCUUCAUCAUGGAUGAAGCCACAGCAUCAAUUGACAUGGCAACUGAAAACAUUCUUCAGAAGGUUGUAAUGACUGCAUUUGCUGAUCGUACUGUGGUGACAAUUGCACACCGGGUGCACACUAUUCUUAAUGCAGACAUGGUUAUUGUAAUGAAGAGAGGCGUUAUUCUGGAAUAUGACAAACCAGAACAUCUGCUGGAGCAAGAAGACAGUGUGUUUGCUUCUUUUGUCCAAGCGGACAAGUAAAUAUAAAUAAACUAUAUCUCUGAAAGUGAAAUUUUAUUAUCCAUUUUCUAAUUAAGUAAAUUAACUGUAAAUAAAAAUACUGAUUUAAUUAUA
Molecule: messenger RNA, 5283 nt
Organism: Rhineura floridana
Lineage: Eukaryota; Metazoa; Chordata; Lepidosauria; Squamata; Rhineuridae
Gene: ABCC8
Product: ATP binding cassette subfamily C member 8
Exons: 39
Coding region: 448-5190 (1580 amino acids)
Biological process (GO): potassium ion transport; transmembrane transport
Cellular component (GO): membrane
Molecular function (GO): ATP binding; ABC-type transporter activity; ATP hydrolysis activity
Source: RefSeq, a predicted model, not a curated record